Molecule: messenger RNA, 3255 nt
Organism: Enterobius vermicularis (human pinworm)
Lineage: Eukaryota; Metazoa; Nematoda; Chromadorea; Rhabditida; Oxyuridae
Source: the annotation of a GenBank genome assembly
AUGUUGCCAUUUGGUGGGCCUCCUGGCUUCCCGCAUUUAAUCAACUUACCAUCCAAUCCACCGCAAGCGUCGCUGUUUCAGCAGCCCGUUUUGAUGCCUCCAAUUCGUGGAACUAAUCAUAGAACAAGGUUUAAUCAGAAUCAGAGAAUAAGUAAAAAUAAUUGUUUAGUGAUGGCAGUUAGUUCUGCGCCGCAAAUUCAUGUGCAGACGACAGUAAGUACUCCGCGACCCAUGCUGGUUGCUCCACAAGUUGCUGCUGAGAUUGCUGCAGCAAAUGCCAGUGCAGCUAGAACUCCAUCAAGUGCUACAGGAUCACCUGUUACGAGUGACGUGUGGUCUGAACAUACUGCGUCUGACGGUCGCGUUUAUUACUACAAUAAAAUUACUAAACAGUCGUCUUGGACAAAGCCAGAUGACCUUAAGAAUCCUGAGGAGAAGAAAGCUGCUGUUUCCCGAAUAUGGAGGGAAUACAAAACUGCAGAAGGGCGACCUUAUUACUACAACACCGAGACCAAGGAGACAACCUGGACGAGGCCAAAGGAAUUUGAGCCAGUUUCUAGUGCAUCUGCUUCAAAAGAAGAAAAGUCUAGUUCUUCGAAAGCCGAUUCUGCGGAUUCGAAAACCAAUGGAGAGUCGGAGCUUGAAAAAGCGAUGAUGGCCACUCUAAAGACCUUAGAGCAGGAGACGGUUUGUUCUUUCAUAAGCUUUUUUACACCAAUUUUUAAUGCAAAGGAAGAGGCUGAUGUAAAGACAGAAACUGCCGAAAAUCCUGAGGAGGUUGACGAGGAGAAGGAACUCAAAAAGAAACAAGCAGAAAAGUUUCGUGAAUUACUAAAGGAUAAAUACAACGAAGGAAAAAUCACUUCAACGAGUUCUUGGGAACAAGCGAUGAAGUAUAUUCAACAUGAUGCUAGGUUUAGGAUACUGAAUAAAGUCAGUGAAAAGAAGCAAGUAUUCAAUGCUUGGAAAGUUCAAAGGCAAAAGGAAGAAAGGGUGCGAGUUUUGAAUUUCAUAAUAGACAUACGCCCUUACGCUGUCUUCCCCGUAAAAAAUGCUUUUCACUGGCUGAUCUUCCUUCGGGAUGAAAGGCGUUUAGCAAUAAAGAAAGCAAAAGAAGAUUUAGAGGAGUGGUUACAAAACAAUCCUAGAGUUCGUACCACAAUGCGAUACUCAAGAGCUGAUGUUUUGUUUGCUGAAGAGCCGAUUUGGAGGGCGGUCCAUGAAAGCGAAAGAAAGGAGAUAUAUCGCGACACUAUGGUAUCAGUAGUCAUCGAUUUUUGUUUAUUAAAUUAUUACCCCGACACUUUAAUUUUGAAAUUAACUUGUAAAUUUUGGGAUCUUAUUGAAACGAGGGAAAAAGAGAACGCUGAUAAGAUGCGAAAGCGGAAUAUUAGGGCUUUGGCUGAUAUCUUGGAAGGCAUGGAAGAGAUCACAUACAAAACUACUUGGGCUCAAGCUCAGAGGCUUCUCAUAGAAAACCCAGCCUUUGCUAAUGACAGCACUCUUCAAAGGAUGGAUAAAGAGGAUGCCCUCAUUGUUUUUGAGGAUCAUAUCAGGACCGCUGAAAGAGAAUAUUUUAAAGAAAAGGAACUGGAGGAAAGGAGGAGAAGAAGGCAUGAAAGGAAAAUUCGAGAAGCAUUCCAGGCUUAUUUGCAUGAAUUGCACAAAAGAGGCGAGCUAACUUCUAUGUCACUCUGGAGUGAGCUCUAUCCUGUUGUCUCUGCUGACUCACGUUUUGACAAUAUGCUCACCCAAACCGGUAGUACUCCCCUUGACCUUUUCAAAUUUUAUGUUGAAGAUCUAAAGAGCCAGUUUGGUCAGGACCGUCGAACAAUUAAGGAAAUUUUAAAGGAAUUGAAUGUUACUGUAGAAGUCGGGACGACUUUCGAUCAGUUGCAGAAAUGGAUAUCUUCAGAUGAAAAAGGAAAAACUGUCGAUCCUGGGAAUUUGAAACUUUGUUAUAAUUCUUUUAUGGAGAAAGCAGAAGCGAAGGAAAAGGAACAAGAAAGGGAGGAAGCUCGGAAGCGAAGACGUCACGAGACCGCUUUUCGAAAUUUAUUGCGAAAUUUGGUUCCACCAGUUGAGCCGAAUUCACAGUGGUCAGUGAUUCGUCCAAAAAUUGAGAAUGAAGAGGCCUUUCUUGCAGUGGAAACAGAGCAACUUAGGGAGAAAUUUUUUGAUGAUUAUUUACAAAAUCUGGCUGAAGCUUGUGGCCAUCACCAUGGCACUGGGAAAAAAAGGAAAAAAGAUAAGAAGAAACGGAAUCACAGAGAUGAGGAGCUUUGUCUUUGUGUGAGGGGAACUUCUUAUUGUGGAGGUAUUCGUAUAACCAUUUUCGUUGCUAAGGAUAAAAUUAAAUUGAAGGACUCGGACUCUGAUAGCGAAAGCCGCUCUAAGAAGAAAAAAAAACAUCAUAAGUCAGAUGUUAGUGAUGAUGAAAAAGAAUCUGAGAAGAAACGGAAAAAGAAGUCGAAACGGCGGUCUCGUUCGCGAUCAAACUCUGGCUUACUGUUGGUGGCUCAGUGCAUUUUGCGCCUUGUUGCAUAUGCGCUUGUCAAUCGGAGACUUCUCAAGUCCGAUUAUUCUCGUAUUUUGUUUCAGUGUUUAAAAGAUUUCUUUUCUAUCUCUUCGGCGGUGGUGAAAGAUGUCAAAGCAGUCAAAACUACCUCUUGGUGUAGAUACGAAGAAGGUUCAGUUUUUAGUUUCAUAAUCCAAAGUUAUGUGAUUAGCGGGGAAUUGUUCACUUUAACUUAUGGAGCAUUAGUGGCUGAACUGCUUCGAGACUGUGGUAGUGCUGCAGAAGUAAACCGGCAGUUGGACAAGAUAGGUUACAAUAUUGGUUUACGUUUAGCAGACGACUUGUUAUCGAAAAAUCCACAGAUUGGGAGAUGUACAGAUAUUCAUCAAGUUGCAGAUGUACUAGCAAAAACGGCGUUACGGACGUACUUGGGCAUGUUUAUUGUAGUGCUAUAUUUAGGAGUGACCGCUCAGAUUACAAACUGGACUCCAGCUAGUGAUGAAUUUAUCUUAGUUAUGGAUUCUAAUCCGCUGACAGAAUUUGUAGAAGUCCCAGAAAACUUGGCGUCAGAGUUGAAGUAUUCACAAGUGAUAUGCGGAACGAUACGAGGGGCUCUUGAAAUGAUGCAUAUGGAGGUACAGACAUCAAUUGUAAGUGAUUUGAACCAAAAUACGGAAAUCCGAGUGAAAUUCAUUCGUAUUCUUCAUGAUACGAUACCGCCUGGAGAAGAGGACUAA